Messenger RNA from Aphidius gifuensis, 1162 nucleotides. RefSeq lists its product as uncharacterized. The transcript is spliced from 5 exons. The record is from RefSeq and is a predicted model, not a curated record. The coding region runs from base 1 to 1056 and encodes 351 amino acids. NCBI's taxonomy places the organism in Eukaryota, Metazoa, Arthropoda, Insecta, Hymenoptera, Braconidae.
AUGGUUUACAUUGGACUUUAUCUUUGGACAUUUUCAUUCCGUUACACUUGUUUGGUAAUUCCAUCAAAUUCAGAUUCAAAUAUAAUUAAUAAUAAUAAUUUCAAUAAUGGUAUUAAUAAAGGAAUUGUUACAUUUCCAACAAGCAAUAAUCAACCGACAAAAACCAGCAACAACAUCUACCAUGUCGACGGUCAAUAUCGUGUUAAUACACUUCAUAAAAAUACCGAUUUGAAUGAUGGCUAUUUAACUAUUGAAAUACCAUCAUCAUCAAUCAAACAACAAUCACCAUAUUAUUUUACACCAAAUGAUAAUAAUGCUUUUAAAAAUCAUCCAACAAUUAAUCCUUAUUAUCAAUUGCCAAUUGUCCAACAAAAUGAUGAUGUACCAGUUGUUAAUUAUCAACAACACUAUGAAUUAAUAACACCAGAAUAUUAUCAACAAAAUAAUCAACUACCUCAAUAUGAUAAUCAACAACAUAAUUUACAACAACAAGAGAAACAUCCUCAUCAUCAUCAUCAUGAACAAGUGGAUAUUAAUAAUGAUAAACCAACGGAAAUGCUUUACGUGUCUUCUCAUCGUGAAACAUCACUUACCAAGACUCGAAAGUUUCCUUACAAAUAUUAUCAACCAAAUGAUGAUACUGGAAUACAUUUUAUCGAGGAAGGACACGCUUUCGUUCCACGAGAUAGACAAAUUUCACCGUGGCAAAAAUUAAUUCAUCUUGCUUGGGCGGUCCUUCCAUUGGGUCUUCUUUUUGCGGCAUUAAAAUCACCAUCGAGAAUUGAUAGAAAUACAACUCAGCCAAAUAUAAUGCUUUCGAAAUGGCGAGAUGGUGAGGAUCUUCCAGUUGAGCAUAAAAAAAAAAUUGAUGAAAUUUGUGAUGAUGUUAAACUUUGUGAAACUAUUGUACAUGGUUCUGAUAAAAAUUCUGAAAUUGUUUAUAAUAUACUAUGGAAUUUUGCAACAAAGUCAACAAAUGAAGAGGCACGUAAAAAUGGUCUAGAGGAAAUAUUUCAAGCAGUUAAAAAAAAAAAUUGUAAAAUAAUAACAUGUUGAAAUUUGAGUCUUCGAUAAGUAUUAUAUAGAAUAAAUAAAUUUUUUUAUAUAAAUUUUUAAAUUGAAUUUUCUAAUUGUCGUAUAAACACCGCAGGUCGUGUGUGAA